CCUUUUCAUCAACGAAGAAAACAGGAUGCGAUAGAGUUGUUUUCUUGAGCGUUGGUUUGUGUGUGGCUCUCUUUCCUUAUCUCCACCUACAAUCACUUCCUUCUCCUAGACACCCUUUUCGCUAUAUAUUGCAUGCAUUAUCUCUUCCAUUUCCUUCUACUGAUCUUGAGGAAUUUUCUGCAACUCGGAGAUAUGUCAGAUAAGGAAAACGGCCCUCCCGAAGGCUCGGCAUGGGCAGAGCUAAAGCUCCCAGACUUACUAUUUACUGACACUAUUAGAGAACUUCAUGCGGCCAUAGGAAAAGAGUGGGAUUCCCUCCAACAAUCAGCAUGCCAGACUGCAGCUGGAAGGGCGAUGUGGAAGCAUGUGGUCCAUGAUCCGGUGGCAGGGAUACUGGCGGGAGAGACAUACCUAAAAAGCUUUUAUGAUAAGAUAAAUAAAGACCGACUCAACAAUGCCCGAGAAAUCUCCGGAGUGAUACUUGCAGUCCGGACACUCUGGUUUGAUUCCAAACUUGAAUCAGCCCUCAGUUCCUUCAAUGGUGGUGAAGCGCAGGUGGUUCUCCUAGGUGCAGGAAUGGAUGCAAGGGCAUACCGUUUAAGCUGCCUCAAAGAAAGUGAUGUUUUUGAGGUUGAUUUCCCAGAGGUAUUGCAGAUCAAAACAUCUCUCCUACAAGCAGCAAUGGAACCCACAAAUGAAUACCAGCAUCUGAGAAUGACAGCAAAAUCCUUGACCAGAGUGGCAGCGGACAUCAGAGAACAUGACUGGGUCGAAAAGCUCCAGAAAUCAGGGUUUCUGCGAGAGAAGAAUACAGUGUGGGUUCUAGAAGGUAUCCUCUACUACCUUUCCCAUUCCCAAGCUAUGCAAGUGCUGAAGAUGAUAGCAGAUAAUUGUGGUGUUACCCACACAGUCCUCCUAGCAGAUUUUAUGAACAAAUCAUCGACCAUGCUUUCCACUUCCACCUUUCACUUCUACAGUGAUUGGCCAGAUCAUCUACUUCCAACUUUAGGGUUUUCUGAUGUCAAGCUUUCACAGAUUGGUGACCCAGAUGCAAAUUUUGGCCUCAUGCAUGAUCCAUUAAAUAUGUUCAACAAGCUCCGCAGCUUACCUAGGUCAGUUCAAACUCACCCAGAUGAUGGAACACCAUGCCGUCGCCUGUAUUUGGUGCAGGCUUCUGGUUCACCUAGGUGAACUAUCCCAUUGAUGGACAACCAUUCAUAGACAUAGAUACUAUACCUAUUCAAUUUCCAAUUAUACUGUAGCUGUGGGCAUCCUUGCUAGUUAGUGUUGCCUGUUGGAAUACAAAACAAGUUCGAAUGACAUAAUCACAGGACCUCUCAUCUGUUUGAUGAUUCUCUAAGCAGGCCCAGUAUCUUCUGGAUUAUAUUUAAGUUGUGCACUAGAUAUUUGGUAGCAUAGAUUUUCCAAGGAAAAUUUUCUAGUAUAUUUUGUUUCAGCUUCCAACUUCUAUUUAUGAUACAGUAAACAAGGAGAAAGUUCCAUGGUUAUACUUUUUUUCU
Vitis riparia (riverbank grape) is the source of this 1520-nucleotide messenger RNA. Its product is annotated as putative S-adenosyl-L-methionine-dependent methyltransferase BCG_0781c. Gene Ontology annotation, biological process: methylation. The record is from RefSeq and is a predicted model, not a curated record. Gene Ontology annotation, molecular function: methyltransferase activity. The coding region runs from base 133 to 1191 and encodes 352 amino acids. Lineage: Eukaryota; Viridiplantae; Streptophyta; Magnoliopsida; Vitales; Vitaceae. The transcript has 2 exons.